GCCUUGGCCUCCCAAAGUGCUGGGAGUACAGGCGUGAGCUCCCAUGCCUGGCCUAUGUGCAGACUAAUUUAGUUUAAAAUAAGGAGGCUGAGAAACACUUGAUACAGGGCUUGGCAUAGAGAGAAGUAGGCAUUCAUUUAGUAGUUAACUUUGUUAUGCUAACCACAUGGUUCUGAAUUUCUUGGCAUUUUUAUUAGGCAUUUCCAGGAUCUCAAGAAUAAUCCCUAAUCAGGACAAUUUCCACCAACAAGUUUUUCUUGUUCAUCUUUCUCUUCCUUUCAUCGCUUCUUUUUCUCUUUAAAAGAGGGAUUUUCUGUAUGGUAGUAAGAAUUUCCCUUAGGUAAAUAUUCAACCCAACUGUGGUUUUAAUAAGUCUCCAGCAUUAGCAAGGAAUGGGUGGUUUACUCUGCAGUUCCUUAUUCUGAUCUUCCACCCCAGUGAGGGGAAGAGGAUGUGAUCAUGCGACCGCCAGCAGAAGGGAAAUUGUGAAAGCGACCUGCUGUAGAAAAGGCAGCCCACAGCCACCUCAGCAUGCAGAGGAGGCCCAGCUGCUGAGAGGAGGUGCCUGAGAGUGACCUUUGCAUCUGCCUGUCCAGCCAGCAUGGAACCAAAGCGGAUCAGAGAGGGCUACCUUGUGAAGAAGGGGAGCAUGUUCAAUACGUGGAAACCCAUGUGGGUUGUAUUGUUAGAAGAUGGAAUUGAAUUCUAUAAGAAGAAAAGUGACAACAGCCCCAAAGGAAUGAUCCCGCUGAAAGGGAGCACUCUGACUAGCCCUUGUCAGGACUUUGGCAAAAGGAUGUUUGUGUUUAAGAUCACUACGACCAAACAGCAGGACCACUUCUUCCAGGCAGCCUUCCUGGAGGAGAGAGAUGCCUGGGUUCGGGAUAUCAAGAAGGCCAUUAAAUGCAUUGAAGGAGGCCAGAAGUUUGCCAGGAAAUCUACCAGGAGGUCCAUUCGACUGCCAGAAACCAUUGACUUAGGUGCCUUAUAUUUGUCCAUGAAAGACACUGAAAAAGGAAUAAAAGAACUGAAUCUAGAGAAGGACAAGAAGAUUUUUAAUCACUGCUUCACAGGUAGCUGCGUCAUUGAUUGGCUGGUAUCUAACCAGUCUGUUAGGAAUCGCCAGGAAGGCCUCAUGAUUGCUUCAUCGCUGCUCAAUGAGGGGUAUCUGCAGCCUGCUGGAGACAUGUCCAAGAGUGCAGUGGAUGGAACUGCUGAAAACCCUUUCCUGGACAACCCUGAUGCCUUCUACUACUUUCCAGACAGUGGAUUCUUCUGUGAAGAGAAUUCUAGUGAUGAUGAUGUGAUUCUGAAAGAAGAAUUCAGAGGGGUCAUUAUCAAACAGGGAUGUUUACUGAAGCAGGGGCAUAGGAGGAAAAACUGGAAAGUGAGGAAGUUCAUCUUGAGAGAAGACCCUGCCUACCUGCACUACUACGACCCUGCUGGGGCAGAAGAUCCCCUGGGAGCAAUUCACUUGAGAGGCUGUGUGGUGACUUCAGUGGAGAGCAACUCAAAUGGCAGGAAGAGUGAGGAAGAGAACCUUUUUGAGAUCAUCACAGCAGAUGAAGUGCACUAUUUCUUGCAAGCGGCCAGCCCCAAGGAGCGCACAGAGUGGAUCAAAGCCAUCCAGGUGGCCUCCCGAACUGGGAAGUAAAGACACUCCUGCAUUCCUCCUCCCCUCCUGAGGGAAGCCCAUGGACAAGCUGAGUCCAGGACCUGUCCACUUCUGUGACAAAUCAACGGGAAACAGCCCAGGGGUGGGAAGUUUUCAUUUGCAGGGGGGUCUGAAUGUAACUCACCAUGUGGUGUGCAAGGUUCCCCUGCAUUGUAUUGCUCACUGCAGCCCCUCUGCCCCUAUCCAUGACCCCCAAGAAGAUAUAACAAGCUGUGCAGCCUCAGUAGGCUGCUUGCCCUCUCCAGGCCUCAGGGCCUCUUCUGGAAAAUGAAGAAAUUCAACUAGUAGAUUCCUGAGGUCCCCCCAGCUUAAAAAAAAAAAAAAAAUCUGCCCUGUGAUUUUAACACUCACAGUAGUGAUAGCGUAUCUAGUUGUUCUGCUGGUGUCCUUCCUUGGCUAAGUCUUGGCCUUCAGUUAUCUUCAAAUGUACCAGAACCUGAGCCAACGCCUUCCCUGUGAAACUGUUGCUCAUCUGUAGUACAGUACCAGGAAGAAACCUCUUUUGUUCUCUUUAGCCAUCUUCUACUUGCUCUUGGCCUUGAGAUUGUGUAACAAAAUGAAGGAGGCCUCUCUUCUUUCUUCCUCAUCCUACUCAAAAACUUCCCAAGAGCAGUGGUGGCUUUGAGGGUUUUGACUUCUAUUACUUUUCACAGCCUGGAAAGUUGUGUCUUCUGGGAAAGAGACCCGGGGAGGCCAGGAGUAGCUGAGGGUCCUUUCUGUGCCCUUAAGCCGCCCAGAGGAGCCCUAUUCCACUCUGGUUUGAGGCUGAUCUGAGAGGGUCUCCCUUUGUUCCUUUCUGGAGCAUUUCUCUAAUAUUUAUUACAAUUAGGAGGGGGACCCCACAUCUGUGAGAUUCUGUUUCAUUUGAGGUUUACAGAAAAAAAAAAGUGACCAGAUGGGUUCCCCCCAUGGGUGAGAGGUCUGGGCAACUGCCUGGAGAAUGUGUCUCCCGGCAGCUGCAAGAAGUGGAGGGGCUGAACUACUGGCCAGCUCAUUGGAUGACGGGUUAAUACAACAACUGCACUGUAAGGACUCAGAGCCACACAGAACUUCUGAGAGGGGCUGUUAGCAUUGCGCAGCAUCUUCAAUUCUCCAGUUAAUGAUAUUGUGUUCGUGCCUCAGCUUUAAGCACAAGUAGUAGCAGCUCCUGCUUGAGUUCUGAGGGCAUCAUGGCCCUAUGAUUAACCACAGUGAUCUAACCUAGACUAAAAUUGGGAACUUGUUUGCAAUUUUUGACCCUGACCGCUAACUAGUGAUUCUUCUCCAAAAUUGAGAAAGACAGCACCCAUUGAAGCAGAUAUGUGUGUGAAAGUAUAUUUUUCAAUCCAGAUUUUUAAUUUUAAGGCCCCAGGAAAGAGAAUAGAACAUUUUUCCUCAUUUUAUCAAAUCCUUUCUUGCCCUCCCUCAAAUCCCCUGUAACAUUCCUGAGGCUGUUCCUACUCCCAGGUGGUUUUAUCAAUAGCCUAGAGGUAAAGAACUGUCUUUUUCUCUGAUUCUUUAAUAACUUGUCUUUAUAGAAUAUGCACAAAUUUUUCUACACUCAGUGUUAAAGUAUUUAUUAAUGGGAAGUCUACUUAAUGUUUUGAAAUAAAUAUAUGACUCUGUUUAAUGCA
This is a messenger RNA of Symphalangus syndactylus (siamang), 3288 nucleotides long. RefSeq names its product pleckstrin (gene PLEK). The record is from RefSeq and is a predicted model, not a curated record. Gene Ontology annotation, biological process: intracellular signal transduction; actin cytoskeleton organization. Lineage: Eukaryota; Metazoa; Chordata; Mammalia; Primates; Hylobatidae. Gene Ontology annotation, cellular component: plasma membrane.